AUGCGCACCGUUCUGAUCCGGCUGUUGAGCCACCGCCCGUCCUGGCGGUGGACGCGGGCGCACACUCCGCUGCGUCAAGCCCACUCGUCCUCGCGGCGUGCGCGAGUAGCUCCCAUCGCGCGCCCCAGUCGAAAUGCCCCCGCCCCCACAGUGUACGUCGACACCGGUCUUCGCAUCGCCCUAGUGGGCCGGCCCAACGUCGGCAAGUCCACUCUUUUCAACCAGCUGGCCUCGGCUGUGCGCGGCCGCGGCACGGACGGCGUGUCCAACCCCGCUCCGCUGGUCUUUGUUCGCUCCGUCGUGCACGCGCUGCCGGGCGUUACCCGCGACCCGCGCGAGGCCUCGGCUGCCAUAUCCGAUCUCCGCUUCACUGUCACUGACACCGCCGGCCUGGAGGAUGCCGUCUCGGAGGCCCUGGAGAGGAAAGCAGAGCCGCGCGCAGACGGCGAGGUCACCCUUGUGGCAGCGACGGCUAUGACCGAUACACCGGUGUAUCGCAAUUUGUAUCGCAAGAUGGAAGCGGGGACAGCGGCUGAAGUCCGGGAUGCCGACGUCGUCUUCUUCAUGUUUGACGCCGCCCAUGGCUUGACACAAGUCGAUCGCGCGAUAGCGCUAUGGCUACGGAAGGAAGCUUCGGAGAAAGAUAUCGUGGUCGUCGCAAAUAAGUGCGACGUUGCCGGCGCUGAGAACAAUGCCAUAGAAGCAUACGAGCUGGGCUUUGGUGAUCCUGUCGUGUUGUCGGCCGAACAUAAACUAGGUCUGGCAGAUCUCUACACGGAAAUCAAUCGUGUCUAUAUGAAUCGCGGAAAGCAGGGCAAUGCCGCGCCAGCACAAUUAGUCGAUGCGGAGGGGACUGAGAGAACCGAGAAUGACGAACUUCGAGAGUCAUUCGAUGAUGAACUUGUGCUUGGCUAUGGACAAAAAGUCGGCGAAGAGCCGCUGCGCCAGCUUAUCGUGUCCAUAAUUGGACGGCCUAACGUAGGAAAGUCUACUCUAUUGAAUCGACUGGUUGGAGAGGAAAAGUCAAUCGCUGGACCGGUUGCCGGCAUUACGCGGGACUCUGUCCUGUGCGAGUGGAAGCUGCCGGAAAACAUUUCUCGACCGGACGACGUGCCAGUCUGGUUGGUUGAUACCGCUGGGAUCCGUGCUCGUGUUAAAGUGGAGACGGAGAACCUGGAACGGUCAAGCGUGCGGUCGUCCCUUCGUGCGUUGCGCCAUUCGCAUGUCGUUUUGAUCGUGCUGGACUCUACAAAUCCCCUUGCGCAUCAAGACAUGAAAUUGAUAGACGUGGCGAUUACUGAAGGGAGGGCGGUCGUCAUCGUAGUGAACAAGAUGGACAAACUCCAUGUCGAUAACAUGGAUUCUUGGAGAGAAUCAUUGAGAUAUGCGAUUGACAGCAAGGUGCAUGCCCUGCAAGGGGUGGAGGUGGUGGAAAUAUCGGCAAAAGAUUGGAGCGAUGGAGAUGCACAGAUGAGGCGGUUGUUCUGGGCUGUGCAGAAAUCUAGAGAGCGAUGGGAAAAACGGGUUCCAACAUCGGCUCUGAAUCGGUUUGUUGCCAACUUUAACGAAAGGCUGAGUGUCGGAGGUCGAAUUGAUGGAGAGAAACGCAACCGGAUCGGCGUGACAAAAUUCAUCUCGCAGAAGAAGAUUAGACCGCCCAUGUUUCGUCUUGACGGGUCGUCUGCCGUCUCUAUGAAUUAUUUGAGAUCCCUUACCAAUGCGAUCCGGAAAGAGUUUGGGUUCGAGGGCGUACCCAUUCGAGUGAAGAGGCCCUCCAGGCGGAAGCGAAAGUAG
Chondrus crispus (carragheen) is the source of this 1794-nucleotide messenger RNA. RefSeq lists its product as hypothetical. Gene Ontology annotation, molecular function: GTP binding. The record is from RefSeq and is a predicted model, not a curated record. Bases 1 to 1794 code for a protein of 597 amino acids. NCBI's taxonomy places the organism in Eukaryota, Rhodophyta, Florideophyceae, Gigartinales, Gigartinaceae. The transcript has a single exon.